Molecule: messenger RNA, 216 nt
Organism: Fusarium poae
Lineage: Eukaryota; Fungi; Ascomycota; Sordariomycetes; Hypocreales; Nectriaceae
Exons: 4
Coding region: 1-216 (71 amino acids)
Biological process (GO): vacuole fusion, non-autophagic
Molecular function (GO): endopeptidase inhibitor activity
Source: RefSeq, a predicted model, not a curated record
AUGCCUUCUUACAUCGUUACCUGCAAGGAGGACGCCACCGACGAACAGGUCCAGUCUGCUAAGCAGCACGCUAUUGACCAGGGCGGCAAGAUCGGACAUGAGUACAGCCUCAUCAAGGGCUUUUCCGUCGAGUUCCCCCAAGAUUCUGUUCAGACCCUCGAGAGCCACGAGCAUAUUCAUGCUGUUGAGGCGGACGGCGAGAUGAAGACCCAGUAG